AUGGCACGGCCGACGGGUUUAUCUCCACUCGCACUCGUGACACUCGACCAGACUGACUUUGAGCUUCCCUCGACGUCGGUUUUUGGAAACGCAGCCAUCAUCCACUCAUUGCUGAGGGGGUUAACAUUGACCACUCUCGAAAUCUGGAGCAAGGGUCUCUCGUUCAUCGCCAUCGGCCGAUACUGCGAUCGGGCCAAUCGCACAUAUCGGUCUUCCAAAGAAACCGACGGUGAGCGGCAUUUGGCACCAGUUCUUCCUCCAGAAGCCUGGCUGGACUAUCAAGUCGUGGCCGGACGAAAACUAACGUGCUCCGUGCAUUUAGGCCGGAUUGCCAUCCAAGACGGUGCCUCGGUCUUUCGGUCGCGUCCUGACAGCGAGCGGUUUACGCAGGUGGAAGAGGACGAACGACCCCACGCGAAAGGUGCCCAUGAACGCUUGAACGAUGACGUCACCAUAACACGGGAUUGA
Penicillium diatomitis is the source of this 468-nucleotide messenger RNA. RefSeq lists its product as uncharacterized. Lineage: Eukaryota; Fungi; Ascomycota; Eurotiomycetes; Eurotiales; Aspergillaceae. The transcript has 2 exons. The coding region runs from base 1 to 468 and encodes 155 amino acids. The record is from RefSeq and is a predicted model, not a curated record.